Moesziomyces aphidis is the source of this 423-nucleotide messenger RNA. Lineage: Eukaryota; Fungi; Basidiomycota; Ustilaginomycetes; Ustilaginales; Ustilaginaceae. The record is from the annotation of a GenBank genome assembly.
AUGCAUCGCAGCUCUUUGCUUCUCUCGGCCAGGCGGCUCCCGCAGCUGGAUCAGUCGUCGGCGGCCAAGCCGGCCUCGCGCUUCCGUGUGCUCGGCGUCAUGUAUCUCGCCGGAUCAACGAAUCCGCCGAAAGACGAGCGUCGAUUCGAGGCGCGAUUUCAUGUGCCGGCUGCUGCGGCUCACAUCGGGCGCAAAAUCCUGGGUGGAAUAGUGCGCGGCAAUGCACCUGUGCGCUCCUCGGGGGUGAGAAUGGAUGCUUUCGCAAGCGACAACUUGCCAGUCACAAACUCGGGCAUCGGCUCGUCCGCAUCGAUUCCCCCGAAAGACGACAUCGCACCUCGCGUCGGCUUGCCCGAUAACAAUCGCCUCUGUUCUAACCGCCACUCUGCUACGACAGCCCGCGAACCGACGCUGCAUGCUUGA